AUGGCUUCUCAGGCUAUUAUCUUCGCCGAGACGAUCGCGGGCAUGAAAAGGGCCGUCAAGAGGAAAUCCUAUGGCAAGAUGCAAAUUUCUUCGAUUGAGCAACUGACGAAUCGAGGAAACAAGUUGAGGAGGAGGGCAAGAUUCGUUCAUGAGGGCCAAUUGGCGCCACCUACCGGCCCACAGGUCUACAAGAGGCGGAUCGAGCAUGCAGGAUACCAUAGAGAAAUAAUAAGUCGAAAUCCACCACUCAUUGACGACGAUGGUUACGAGGUCGAUACCGAAGACGACGACGAUGUCGACAGCGCCCAGGCAAGAAUUGCAGCCGCGGCGGCGGAAUUUGACCCCUAUGCGGAAGUGAAGAUUGAACAUCUUCUCAUGCCGCUAACAGCCGCCGCUGAUCUCCCCGACCAUCCUACACUAUCGAAACCCUUCCUCUCGAAAACAAUUCCAGAGCUUACUCGCCACGCUGGUGAUAUGGUGAAAAAGGAAAGAGGCUCUCUUUGGAGAAUCAAACAUCUUUUGACAAGAUUGAGCGGCGACAGCACAUGGAUACCUUGUGAAAUCGUGGAGGCCGAAAAUGAUAUCGCCCUGUUCUUCGAUGAGCAUGACAAGUUCCGCGCGAGUUUAAUAGGAAAAUCGAACUCCAAGGAUGAUGCAGAUCAAACAUCUACAGCGACGCUAACAUCGGAUGAUGUACAACGAACUCCUAGUGCUCUUACUCCGUCGACAAAACCUGCUAUAGACACUGCUGACCAGACUACUGGGAACACGGCUGCAGAUGAAGAGCCGCCGGCAAUAUCUGUAAAUGCCUCUGCAGAAGGCAUACAUGGACACAAGGACGAACCAUACCCCCCUACCAACACUGUCGAGUCCACAGAACAUGACGAGCAUGAAACCAAGAAGAGCGGUACAGACACUGUACUAAGGAAAGACGCAUCGGAGGGUGCAGAGAAAGCUAUAGAUAGCGAGGCCGGCAAAGGAAUUGCCGAUGCAGCAGCGGUUGAUCAGGUGCAACCUAGUGACGAGGGUGUAGAAAUGGAAACCGAAGGAGGCUUAGAAGGGCAAGAAGAUAUUCCCGCUCCACAUCGGAUGAGGACCCGAGCUCAGGCCCAAGCAGCAUCAGAUAACACCGCAUCGAGCAGGACAAGGUCAAUAACCCCUGACGAUACGUUCAUACAUCCCUUCUUUUUGGCGCCUAAAUCGUCUUAUCCAGACCGUGACGUGGGCCUACCUCCACACGAAGCCGAGGAAACUAGAAGGCUACUUCAACUAUAUAUACAAAAGCAGGAAGAAGUUUGUCGUGGCGCUCAGAGAAUAUACGAAGGGUUACUCAGAGCUGAUCGAUACCGCAAGUUAGUAAUGAAAUGGGCCAAGGCUGAAGGCCACGUCGGCGAGAAUCGCGACAUGUCUGAUGGCGAGGACUGGUAUGACAAAGAAGAAUGGGGUCUGGAUGGGGACCUUAAGAAAGGGCAGGAUGAGGAAGAAGAGGAUGCUGCGACUACAGCGAAGAAAACGAGAACGAGGCGACAGUAG
This is a messenger RNA of Venustampulla echinocandica, 1533 nucleotides long. RefSeq lists its product as uncharacterized. Bases 1 to 1533 code for a protein of 510 amino acids. Lineage: Eukaryota; Fungi; Ascomycota; Leotiomycetes; Helotiales; Pleuroascaceae. Gene Ontology annotation, biological process: negative regulation of rDNA heterochromatin formation; negative regulation of silent mating-type cassette heterochromatin formation. The transcript is spliced from 4 exons. The record is from RefSeq and is a predicted model, not a curated record. Gene Ontology annotation, cellular component: cytosol; Rpd3L complex.